AUGGACUCUCCCACCUCCAAUCCCGAGAUAGCCUUCAUCUCCGGCCCCAUCAGCACAGAUCCGCAAGAAGAUUACUUUCCCCUCCACUAUGCCCCGACAAUCGACCAAGCCAUCCGACGAGGCGACCACUUCGUCAUCGGCCCUAUCCCCAGUGGCGUGGACGCAGAAGCCCUUGCAUACCUCCUCGCCUGGCCCACUUCCCCAGGCCGCAUAACCAUCUUUGUAACCCCCGCCGAAGAUGGAAUGUGGGGCGCCAAAUUUCGUGCAUUCGGCGUGAACGUUCGUGUUAUUGCGGGUCAGAUGCCGCGGGAACGAGAUGCCGAGUUGACGAAGGCGAGCACCUAUGAUAUAUGUCGGGUGCGCACGAAGGAAGAGGGGAAGGCGUUCUAUGGGAAAUCGUGGCGUGAUGGGUUUGUGACUAAUACUGAGCGGAACUGGAAACGGCGGCGGAAUAUUGGGGAGGAUGUGGUGGUUGAACCGGAUGUUAUUAAUCGUUCGUUGGGAUUCGAUGAUAAUUUGGGUGCACCGUCUUCGGAGAAGGAUAUCAAGUUGCGGAUUGGUAUUUUGGGUCGGUGGGUGGAAAGUUUACAACGGCAUCGUUGA
Molecule: messenger RNA, 603 nt
Organism: Penicillium manginii
Lineage: Eukaryota; Fungi; Ascomycota; Eurotiomycetes; Eurotiales; Aspergillaceae
Exons: 1
Coding region: 1-603 (200 amino acids)
Source: RefSeq, a predicted model, not a curated record